AUGGUUAAGCUUUACCGAUCCCAAACAAAAUUGACGACGAAUAUAACAAAUUUCUACGACAACUCGACCGUCAAGGACUUGCUCGAGUACGAAGAGCAGCUAGCCGGCGAUAGCUACUUCAAGAACGAUGUAUACUCGCUAGUUGAGCUGGCGUAUAGAGACGAGAAAGCGCGCCUCUUAACGCGAAUUUCGGAGCUCAGGGGCCCCGCGCCGUUUCCUGGUCAACUUCCCGCGCCUAUAAUCAACGCUAAUGCUGCGGAGCAAUACGCGUCUUUGCCGCGGAUUGCUCUGCCCACUUUCUCGGGUAAACAAGAGGAAUGGGAGAGCUUCAAGCAGCGCUUUUCUUCGCUUGUCGUCUCGAAGGCCACUGUCCCGCCGAUAGCAAAAUUGCAGCACUUUCUCAAUGCUGUGCAGGGCGCCGCUGCGCAACGUCUGAAGGGUAUCAAACUCACAGACGCAAACUUCGAGGUCACAUGGACAAAGCUACCUCGUCGCUAUGAUAAUCCACGCAUACGUUUGUUUAACGCUAUCGAGAGCUUGAUUCAGCUUCCAGCUGUUAAAGCUCCCAAUGUUGCGGAUCUUAACGAAACAAUGGAUCGUGCGGAGGAAUCGGUUCGCGCGCUAAUAGAUCUCGGUUGCCUGAUCGAGCAAACUAAUUAUUUUGUUGUUCAUUGCGUCAUUCGUAAGCUCGACUCAACGUCUCGCGAGGCGUGGGAAGUUUCACAGGAACGGACGGUUGGUUUUCCUUCAUACGCAGAUUUAACCACUUUCCUGGAGCGCCGAAUUCAUGCGCUUGAGCAGGCUCACGUCGGCCCGCAGUCGAGCGACACCGGAAAAGCUAACUCGGCAGCAAAACAAAGCGGCGAUCGUUCUAAACGCGUCGCGGCGAACGUUGCGCAAACGGACGAGUCCGCCGGAACAACAAAGAGCUGCGUAGCUUGCGAAGGCAAUCACUACCACCACUCGAAGUUGCACCUCAAGAGAAUAGCAAAGCCGCGCAACGAGGAGGUUUCCUCGCGCGCUAGCGCCCCUCGCAAGGAUGACAAUCCUUCGGACGAGCCUGCCGGCCCUCCUGUUGCUGCGCACAAUGCAUUAGUUGGUCGCACAAUUCUUCUUGCGACCGCUGAACUAAUCGCGAUUGGCCCCAACGGCAAGCGGCUGCGCAUUCUUGCUCUUGUUGAUCCUGGAGCCGAGCGCUCCUUCAUUACGCAUCACGUGAUCUCAGAGCUGGGACUUCCUUGUAGUUCCGUGAAAAUCAAGGUCGUCGGAGAAGGCGAGAGCGCUUCUUCUACAGCGCACCGCGAAGCUGAACUCAAAGUGGCACCCCGAGGCGAAUCCAACUUAACGAUCUCGGUCUCGGCGUUAGUGUUGCCUAAGCUCUCUCAGCCUCUGCCUUACAAGCAUGCGGUCACCUCGGAAUUGCCUCAUAUCCGAGGGCUUAAGUUAGCCGAUCCACAGUUAUUCGAGUCUCGACAGAUAGACUGCAUCCUUGGUGCUGACGUCUAUCCGUUGGUCAUUAAAGAUGGGACAAAGCGCGGUUCAGCGGGCGCCCCUUUAGCUCAAAACUCCGCUUUCGGAUGGCUGCUCACGGGCCCCCUGGCCAGCGUUGACACAAGCAACACGAUGCACAAGUUUUGGGAAAUCGAGGAGGCGCCACGCAAAUCCUUGCUCACGAGCGACGAGAGCAAAUGCGAGGAGUCGUUUCAUCAGACUUCUUUUCGAAAUGCCGACGGCCGUUUCGUGGUUAAGCUGCCUUUCCAAAGCACGCCAAAGUUUUCCGCCUCUCGAGAUAUCGCCGCUGCUUGCUUCAUUCGCUCCGAAAAGCGCAGACAUCGCGAUAGCGAUCUCAUUGAGUCUUAUGGUAGCUUCAUGCAGGACUACAUAGACCAGCUGAGACGGCCCGAGAAUCCAAGUAAGGUGCGCGUAGUCUUCAACGCGUCGCAAAAGGACUCAAACGGCGACUCGCUCAACGACUUGCUGCUGGCAGGUCCCAAGCUUAAAGCGGAUAUCGCUCAAGUGCUGACGCUGUGA
Copidosoma floridanum is the source of this 2031-nucleotide messenger RNA. RefSeq lists its product as uncharacterized. Lineage: Eukaryota; Metazoa; Arthropoda; Insecta; Hymenoptera; Encyrtidae. The record is from RefSeq and is a predicted model, not a curated record.